UUCGCCGCAGUCGAGUGCGUUGUUGAACGUGUUGAAGUGAGAACUCAAGGGCAGGAAAUAACCCGGAACAGGUUCAUGUCAGACGGAUCCUCAAGGACGCCCAGCGGGGACCAUGUGCGCCCGAGCGGCAUACGGCGGCAGGCCUUCGACUAGACUCUCAUUCAACCUGUAUAUAAGGACCCAGAUAGCACCCUCUGCAACUUUUCCCCAACCUGCUACGCGAGCGAUAUGAGUUCCUCGAACGGCCUGAUCUGCUUCACGAACUGCUUGCUGCCGUUAGAGGACGGGAGCUUGGUGGAACGCGAUCUGUGGAUCGAUGAGCGGCGCGGCGUUAUCUUGGAUGCCCAGAAAACUUUCUUCCUGCGGAAGGAGCGACCGGCGAAGGUCAUUGAUCUGGACGGGAAUAUCCUAAGUCCUGGAUUUCUGGACAUUCAGAUCAACGGAGCGUACGGCUUCGACUUCUCCGUAUAUCAAGGGGACGAUGAAGCGUACUCGAGCGGGCUAAAGACAGUCGCCGAGAAGAUCGUCGAAACGGGUGUCACUUCUCUUCUCCCGACAACGAUCACACAGGAGAAGACCCUAUACCCCAAACUCCUCAAGCUUCUCCGUCCCUACUCCAGUCCCAAUUCCGCAACACUCCUUGGGUGGCAUGCCGAAGGGCCCUUCAUUCAGUAUGCGAAGCGCGGGGCUCAUGCGCCUUCAUUUUUGCAACCCGCACCGAAUGGUUUGGCGUCCUUCAAGGAGGUCUACGGCGCUGAAAACCUAGCGGACGCGGAGGACUGGCUUAUGACCGGCGAUCAUGAGCGGGGCCUAGGCGUUCGAGUUAUCACUGCGGCGCCCGAGGUGGAGGGCGUCAUGUCCACCAUUGCGCCCUUAUCGAAGAGCGGUGUCGUAUUUUCCAUUGGGCACAGUCUCGCGUCGUCCGCGAAAGCAUUAGAAGCCGUUCAGCGCGGUGCACGUCUCAUUACGCACUUGUUCAACGCUAUGCCUCAGCUGCAUCAUCGCGACCCCGCCAUCAUUGGUCUCUUGGGCGCCUCCCCUCAUCUCGCGACCUCUUUCCACCCCAUCACCGCCAAGACACCCAUCGACACCCGCUUCGGACAUGACCUCUCGCGUGCGCCCUCCCUUUCAGCAGCAAAGCAACUGGCUGCCGCCGCGGAAGCCCUCGAUGAAGUCGACACGCCGCCAACGUCCCCAGAGCACCACGCUGCGGCCGGCGGCCCCCUCAGCGGUGUCGCCUCACCUCUGAAUCUCGGGCAUGAAGACUUGCUUGCGAAGAGGGAGCACUUGAUGCCUCGGCCAUUCCAGCGCCCUUACUACGAGAUGAUUGUGGACGGCAUUCAUUCGCAUCCUAAUUCUGUCCGGCUUGCGUACACGGCGUUCCCGGAGGGCUGUAUAUUGAUCACGGAUGCCAUGAAGAUUCUUGACCCGAACUUGAAGGACGGUGUGCAUGAGUGGAGGGACGGCAAGCGCUUCGUCAAGGAGGGCGAUCGUCUCUACCUCGAGGGCACGGACACCCUUGCCGGGAGCGUCGUCACCCUGGACAAGUGUGUCCGCAACUUCGUCCGCUUUACCGGCUGCUCGCUCGGUGACUCGAUCAAGUGUGCGACCUAUAACCCGGCGAAGUGUCUCGGCAUCGAAAAUCGCAAGGGAACACUACGCGCAGGUGCUGACGCUGAUCUCGUGGUCCUGGACCGCCUCGGACAUCCUCUCCAGACUUGGGUCGGCGGCAAGCAAGUUUGGGGGAAGCAGUAGUGGAAGGUUCAUAUAUUCUUUUCGUUCUGGGAUUCGUGUUGUAUGUUGUAUACUGACUCAAGGUGGAAUCUUAUUGCGUUAUCUCUCA
Molecule: messenger RNA, 1843 nt
Organism: Schizophyllum commune H4-8
Lineage: Eukaryota; Fungi; Basidiomycota; Agaricomycetes; Agaricales; Schizophyllaceae
Product: carbohydrate esterase family 9 protein
Exons: 11
Coding region: 229-1755 (508 amino acids)
Biological process (GO): N-acetylglucosamine catabolic process
Molecular function (GO): N-acetylglucosamine-6-phosphate deacetylase activity
Source: RefSeq, a predicted model, not a curated record